Pipistrellus kuhlii (Kuhl's pipistrelle) is the source of this 2037-nucleotide messenger RNA. RefSeq names its product chromosome unknown C19orf81 homolog (gene CUNH19orf81). The record is from RefSeq and is a predicted model, not a curated record. The coding region runs from base 1 to 753 and encodes 250 amino acids. NCBI's taxonomy places the organism in Eukaryota, Metazoa, Chordata, Mammalia, Chiroptera, Vespertilionidae. The transcript has 5 exons.
AUGCGGUCUCAGCCGGCCCGUUCUCCUGCCCUGAGUGUGCCCCGGAGGGUCACAAAAGAAGAGGAGAAAGGAAGGACAAGAAGGAGCUGGGAUGGGUGGCUCAGUCACAGCAGUUCUUCCCACCCUCCUGAGACACCCCCCACCCGCCUUCCCAGGAUACAGCAAGAGGGGGAGCCCCUGAGCUCCUCCGCCCUGGGCACCCCCAGCACGCACAGGGAAUCAGGGGCCCUCCGUGCGGACCUCGAGGCCUCGGAAGAGAACCAGGCUUGGAGCCUGUGCCGGUCCAACAAAUACUCGAAGCAGUACCUGCGCCAGGUCAUAGCAGAAUAUGAAAGUCUGGACCGAGAGCUCCCGUGCAUCCGGAAGUUCCUCAUGGCCCCCACCGCCGAGCCCCUCUGCCUGUGCAUGGAGGUCUCGCCUGAGCAGGACCUUACCCACCUAGAGGUGCUGGAGGCGCUGGAGGCCGAACUACCGGGGGCCAUGGAGAGCGGCUGCGUGAGCAGCAUCCGCUUUGAGAACAUGAACGUCAUCUGUGGGACCGCGGGGCGCAGGAACCGGUGGCUCAUCACCGUCUCGGACUUCCAGACCCGCUCGCGCCUGCUGCGCUCGGGGCUCCGCCUCCGCGGGUCGGCGCACCCGCUGCUGCGCCACGACGAGCUGCUGCUGAGCGACUACCGCCUGCACCUCCGCCGCUCGCUGGUCCGACGGCGCAUGCUCGAGGCUCUGGGGGCGGAUCCCACCGAGGAAGACUGACAGCUGGGGGGCGGGCUCUGGCCGCGCAUGCGCACCGCCUGGCCGGUUCAGGCUAUUCACCCGGAGCCCCCCCUCCCCCCACCCCCACCCCCCGGCCCGCGAGGAAAGGGGGCGCGUCCUCCCCACGAAGGAGGCGGGGCCGGCUCGAGGGGGUGGAUACUGUGAGUUUAAUUAUAAAGAAUGACCUGGUACAAAAGCCAUUUCUCUCUGCAAAAUCUUGUUGGGUAGCCAGGGGAGAUGAUGAGGGGGGAAGGGUCGAACCCCCAUAAUAGGAUCCCACCUUCCUAGUCUCCCCCCUACCCCCCGCCCCGUCCCUGCAAACGGACGCCUGGGUCCCAGGGCCCUCAGGGAUGGACUGAGGCCCGCGUCCCGACCCCACGCUCGGCGGGAAGCGGACGUCCAGCCCCGCCCCCCUCUUCCUCCUCCUCCCACCCCCCUUGGAAGACAAUUCUCCGGGCUUUUAUUUCAGGUUUUUGUUUGUGUGUUUUUUUUCUGGAUUUUUUUGUGUGUUCUAGGGUUUUGUUUUUCCUUGUAUUUUCUUUUGAUAUUGUAACUUUUUGCUUUGUCUCUCCUCUCCUCCCGCGCUGCAACCCCAUCCAGGCCCUUCCCCCUCCCACCCCUACCUCUCCUCCCCCCUCCCCACUCCCUACUCCCUCCCCAACCCCGCGGCACCCAUCCAGAAUGAACAAGCCCUUGAUAGACGGGCGCCGCGCAGGCCCCCUGCGGACGGGGGGCAUCCGACAAGGGGGAGGGGGCGGGGAGGGGCCCAGCGCCGCCUCCACCCCCUCCUCGCCGCCCCUCCCCCCUCCCAGGACCCUCCCGCAAGGUUCCCCGCAGAUCCCUGACGUGGUGAGGGGAGAGGGCUGCAAGCACCCUCCCCCCGUGGACGGAGCCCCCCCUCGGGGGUGGGGGCGGCAGAGGGGGAAUGGGCUUGGGGGAAGGAGGGGGCGCUCCCUUCUUUGGCAGCUGAACAUGGGGGACCUGAGGGCGAUGCCCUCCCCCCUUUACCCACAGAGGGGACGGGGCUUCCCAGGGGAAGGGGUUUAACAUUCCCAAGCCCCAGGAACAGAGGGGGGAGGGGGCGUGCAGGGAGGAACAGCCAUGCUGGAGGGGGCAGUUUCUCGGAGAGACUGGAGGGUUAGAGGGCGGAGAGGGGGGACACGACGGCCUUCGUGCAAAAUGGAAAGACAGACGGCCGGGAACGACAGACUGGGAGGAGCGCGGGGAGGGAGCCUGCGCCAGAGGGCACAGCCUUCAGCCGGGAGGGGACGCGGGGGGAGCAGG